Xylaria bambusicola is the source of this 1386-nucleotide messenger RNA. Its product is annotated as prion-inhibition and propagation-domain-containing protein. The coding region runs from base 156 to 1031 and encodes 291 amino acids. Lineage: Eukaryota; Fungi; Ascomycota; Sordariomycetes; Xylariales; Xylariaceae. The transcript has a single exon. The record is from RefSeq and is a predicted model, not a curated record.
GCGGGCUAUUCUUCACCACUCGCAUGCUUCAGUUUCAGCCACAUCGACCCCUCAUACACCAUACAGGCCUUCUCUAUCGGGCGCUCGUGGCCUUGGUACAAGCCUCACAUCUUUGCGCUUAGUAGCUUGUUUGUAGUCAUGCUACCACUAUCACAAUGGAGGCAUUUGGCACUGCAACCAGCGUAUUGAGCGUAGCAUCUCUAUUUAAUAAUUGUGUUAUUUGGUUCGAGUACAUCCAGCUCGGCCGGCAUUUCGCCCGGGAUUACGAACGAUGUCAGCUGAAACUCGACAUUGCGAAAACCCGCCUAAGUCGAUGGGGUGAGGCUGUCAAAAUCAACGAAGACCAACGAUUCGCUACCCAUGAACCCUUCGAUACAACUUGCCAACAGGUCCAAGCCAUCUUGGAAGAGAUCGAUCAGCUCUUUGGGACACUGCAAAAAUCGUCGAAGCGGUACGUGAUUGGCGCGAAACCAGAGGACCUCGAACUCUGCCAGGUCCAGGACAUGCGACCUAUGGCCCAGAAGCUACACAAUCGUCUUCAUAAAGUUGUCAGCCAGAGGCAGAAGCGAACUGGCUUUUUCAAGAAGGCUGCUUGGGCGUUGUACGAUGCCAAGAACUUUGACAAGCUCCUGGGACAAAUUACGGGGUUCAUCGAUGAUCUGGAGAAGCUAUUCCCCGCAGAACCCGCCCGUCAUACACUGGUAGAGAUGGAGAUCGAGGAGAUCAAGGAAGAUGAGCCGAGUCUACAGGCAGUGCAAGACGCCGCAAAUGAUAUCGAUCCAGCCAUGUCCGAAGUGGUUGCUGAUAGACUGAAGAUACUCGGAGGGCACAAUUCCGCGUCAGACGUUCAAGCUGAAGAGACGGCGCGAGUGCUAAUCGGCAAUGGAUGGACUGAUGCUGCGCUGGCAAAUAUUGGCGUUGGUGUAUCUGAGCCAACCCAGAACAGAGCAGAUAAAGUCAUCGCCAGAGGCUCUUCGUCAGUUAUGAUUGGGAACAACCAUGGAGGGCGUGGUUUCUGGGAUUCUCGUUAGCCUUACCCAGUUUUUAGGGAUACUUUCAUAUGCAAGGGUUAUUAGAUAGCAAAGGGGGUCGAGAUGAGUCUUCAGCGGUAAAUUUCCUAGCACAUUUAUAUAUUAGCCUUCCGAAUCAACAAUACUCUCUCUUUCCUACCUAAGUAGUUGCUAGGUGAUGUCGAGUAAACAAUCGGCAUUCCGCCAACCUAUACUACCAUUAUCAAAUGGCUUCCUCUCAAGCCUAGGCACAUUUCAAUCUUUCAACCCCAACCGACUUCACGAUAUUGAUAUGUACGAAGCAAUAUAAGCAUAGAAGGAGAGUCGGAAAAAGGACCGCAAAGGAGAAGCAAGGAGAAGGAAAAGCAAAGAUGAA